CACCAAUACUGAUACCCUUCUUCAAUUUUGGCAUUCAUGAAACAACCACUCUUCUUUAUUACACUCACCUCCAUUCUCACAACUCCCCCAUUCCCUCUUCAUUUUUCACAAACACACUCCUUUCCUCUGUUCCCAAAAAUGGCUGAUUCUCCUCUCAAAUGCCUGUGUUUCCUUCUGUUUUUAGACUCUUUCCUUCUUUCAAGUGCUCUGUUUCUCAAAACUUAUGUUGUUCAAAUGGAUAGGUCUGCAAUGCCGGACUCUUUUACCAAUCAUUUUGAGUGGUACUCCAAUGUGCUAACCAAUGUGGUUCUUGACCUUCAAAGAGAAGGUAAUGGUGGAGGAGGUGAAGAGAGGAUCAUUUACGGUUAUCACAAUGUUUUCCAUGGAGUUGCAGCUCGAUUGAGUGAAGAAGAGGUUGAGAAGCUCGAGGAAGAAGAUGGGGUUGUGGCUAUUUUUCCUGAGAUGAAGUACGAGCUUCAUACUACUAGAAGCCCCAGAUUUCUUGGGCUUGAACCAGCUGAUAGCAACAGCGCCUGGUCUCAGCAAAUUGCAGACCAUGAUGUGGUUGUUGGAGUCUUGGACACUGGGAUUUGGCCGGAGAGUGACAGCUUUGACGAUGCUGGAAUGUCGCCAGUGCCGGCGCAUUGGAAAGGGGAAUGUGAAACAGGGAGAGGGUUUACGAAACAGAAUUGUAAUAGAAAGAUCGUUGGGGCCAGAGUGUUUUACCGUGGGUAUCAAGCUGCAACUGGGAAAUUUAACGAACAGUUGGAGUACAAAUCGCCGAGGGAUCAAGAUGGGCAUGGAACUCACACGGCAGCUACCGUCGCUGGCUCUCCGGUGGCCGGCGCAAGUCUUCUUGGUUAUGCUUAUGGAACGGCCAGAGGAAUGGCGCCCGGAGCUAGAAUUGCAGCUUACAAGGUCUGUUGGAUUGGUGGCUGCUUUAGCUCCGACAUUUUGUCGGCUGUUGACAGAGCUGUGGCCGAUGGAGUAAAUGUUCUGUCCAUCUCUUUGGGAGGUGGGGUUUCUUCGUACUAUCGCGAUAGUCUCUCCGUUGCAGCAUUUGGGGCAAUGGAGAUGGGCGUGUUUGUUUCUUGCUCGGCUGGAAAUGGAGGGCCGGACCCUGUCAGUCUCACGAAUGUAUCACCAUGGAUAACUACCGUCGGUGCCAGUACAAUGGACAGAGAUUUCCCGGCCAUUGUCAAGCUCGGCGAUGGCAGAACAAUAACCGGCGUUUCACUUUACAGAGGAAGAAUCACAAUUCCAGAAAACAAACAAUUCCCAAUUGUCUACAUGGGGAGUAACUCGAGCAGCCCUGAUCCGAGCUCGCUCUGUUUAGAGGGAACUUUAGAUCCCCAUUUCGUCGCCGGAAAAAUUGUGAUAUGUGAUCGGGGAAUUAGCCCUCGGGUCCAGAAGGGUGUGGUGGUGAAAAAUGCAGGUGGGAUUGGGAUGAUUCUGUCGAACACGGCGGCAAAUGGGGAAGAACUUGUUGCCGAUUGCCAUUUAGUACCGGCUGUCGCCAUUGGGGAAAGAGAAGGCAAAGCAAUUAAACAGUACGCAUUAACGAAUCGAAGAGCGACGGCGACAUUAGGGUUUUUAGGGACAAGAUUAGGGGUAAAACCGUCGCCGGUGGUGGCGGCGUUUUCAUCUAGAGGACCAAAUUUCCUCACUCUUGAGAUCCUAAAGCCGGAUCUGGUGGCUCCUGGCGUUAAUAUCCUCGCCGCUUGGACCGGAAAAACAGGACCGUCGAGCUUAACGACGGACACAAGAAGGGUCAAAUUCAACAUUCUUUCAGGAACUUCAAUGUCUUGCCCUCACGUCAGCGGCGUAGCGGCUCUAAUCAAAUCGAAGCAUCCCGAUUGGAGCCCGUCGGCGAUUAAAUCCGCACUGAUGACCACCGCUUACGUUCACGAUAACACAUACAAACCUCUGAAAGACUCCUCCGCCGCAUCACCGUCAAGUCCAUACGACCAUGGCGCCGGCCACAUAAAUCCUAGAAAAGCCCUAGAUCCUGGUUUGGUUUACGAAAUUCAGCCGCAAGAUUACUUCGACUUCCUCUGUACGCAGGAUUUAAGCCCAACACAGCUGAAAGUCUUCUCAAAAUAUUCAAACAGAACAUGCCGUGGUCUUCUCCCCAACCCAGGAGACUUGAAUUACCCAGCAAUCUCCGCCGUUUUCCCUGAGAAAACCACCGUCACUUCGCUGACCCUUCACAGAACCGUCACGAAUGUGGGCCCUGCAACCUCCAGUUACCAUGCGGUGGUGAGUCCGUUCAAGGGGGCCACCGUGAAAGUUGAGCCGGAGAGUCUGAAUUUCACAAGAAGGUAUGAAAAGGUUUCUUAUAGAAUAACUUUUGUGACGAAGAAGAGACAGAGCAUGCCAGAAUUUGGAGGGUUGAUUUGGAAGGAUGGAAGUCAUAAAGUGAGAAGCCCCAUUGUGAUUACUUGGUUGUCGUUUGUUUGAAUUUCAGUUAUACGUUUGGUGAUCAAUCCUCAAAGUUGCUCGUUUUGUUAAGAAUUAUUUCGUUGCUGCCACUCGGAAACAUAUGGGAUUUCAAUUUUAUUACUCUCUCCAUGGAACUUCAUGCCUUUUGCAAUUCAAUUUUGCUAUUAUAAUUCCUCA
Cucumis sativus (cucumber) is the source of this 2619-nucleotide messenger RNA. Its product is annotated as subtilisin-like protease SBT1.3. The transcript has a single exon. Gene Ontology annotation, biological process: proteolysis. The record is from RefSeq and is a predicted model, not a curated record. Bases 37 to 2460 code for a protein of 807 amino acids. Lineage: Eukaryota; Viridiplantae; Streptophyta; Magnoliopsida; Cucurbitales; Cucurbitaceae. Gene Ontology annotation, molecular function: serine-type endopeptidase activity.